Messenger RNA from Mercenaria mercenaria, 3568 nucleotides. RefSeq lists its product as uncharacterized. Lineage: Eukaryota; Metazoa; Mollusca; Bivalvia; Venerida; Veneridae. The transcript has 15 exons. Bases 367 to 3243 code for a protein of 958 amino acids. The record is from RefSeq and is a predicted model, not a curated record.
UCACGUAGGAGGAUUAAGAAUUAACGUUACACGCGGAUUAUUAAAGUUUGUUUGUUUUCUUAUAAUAAGAUUAAUCGAAAUAACACAUGUUGGGAUUUAAUUUUGAAAUAUAGAACAUAAUAUAUAAACAUUAUACGUUUGGGAAUAACAAUUCAUCAAAGUAAAAUAUUUGCCCUUUGAUGUACAUGCGGUAUUAAUUACCAUACUUCAUAGCUUCAUACUAUGGGCAUACAUUCGGAAAAAAUAACUGGUAAAGGAACUACUAUAAACAUGUGAAUAAACAUAUAUACAUGUGUGGAUUUUUAUAGGUUACGUGCUUGUUUGGAUGUAAGUCAGAGUGACUUGUGACAUUUCUAUGCUUCCGAGAUGACGAGCAAAGCAAACGAGAUAGUACUGGAGUUGAUCAGACUCAUAUCGCAGCCGCCCUUCAAACGAGAGAACCAGGAGAUUGAACUCGUUCUUCCGUGGCUGUGCAAGAGAAGUCAGCUGCUACAAAACCAAACAAAAAGUGUUCUUUUGGAUAUUGUAAAGAAUUGCACAUUUCUCAGUGUUAGCAAUGAUGACGUCAUCAUUAAGCAAGGAGAGAGAGGAGACAGCUAUUUCGAGGAGUUCUGUUUCUACGUGAUACUACGAGGUUCCGCUUCAAUUUACAUCGAUCCAAGAAUGACUGGGGAGGGCACGGGUAGCGAAGACACAUUAUCCAGAACAUCGGCAAAGAAAAAGAAGAAAAAGAAGAAUCCAAAGAUGCCGGAAUCGGAAGCAUCUGUGUUAAGUGGAAUGGAAAAACCAUCUGAAGGUGACUCAGAAGACAAAACGGAUAAAGCCACAAAAGACGAGGAAGAAGAAGAAGAGGAAGAAGAAGAAGGCCCGACAAGAAAGAAACCUAUCAAAUUGCUUGCACCUCUUGAAAGAAAUAAAUAUGGAAAAUAUAUUGCAGGAUAUGGUGUUGGAAACACUUUUGGUGAAGUUGCACUGGUGAAUAGAGAUACAUUUCGUAAUGCCUCUAUCAUUGCUGACGAAGAUACUGAUUUAAUAGUCAUUGAUCAGGACCUGUUUGACAGGUCGUUAAGGGCUGAGCAAGAAGCCAGAUAUGCCGAGAUAAGAGAUUUCAUUGAAGAACACCCAUUCUUUAAAGACAUGAAUACAAAAUUCAAGAAACUGCUGGAGAUGAGCAUCAGAAAAGAGAGAUAUAUAUUUGAUACUAACAUAAUCAGGCAGGGGGACCCUGUCACUGGUCUUCAUUUCAUCCUAAGUGGAAGUGCAAAUAUCAGUAUACAGCCGAAGAAACACGUGUCACAGUAUCCACAUCUCUGGCCGUUCGAAGCUGGUGUCGACCAAAUUGCGAUUGAAUUCGAGCAUCUCAGAGAAAUGCGUCGAGCGGCAAUACUGAGAAAGUAUGAAGAUCCGUCGGUAUGGGAGACCAAACCUGAAGAACUGGUGAUCCGGCGGGAACAAGGAUAUGCGGCGAUUGAGAAAAAGAUGAAAGAGAACCAUAUCAGUCUUUGUUCAGUUCAAAAUAAAGAGGUUUUAGGAGAUAUUGAGAUGCUGGUCAAUUUAGAUACAUACAUGCAAACAGUCCGAUGUACCUCGGAUACCACAUGUUUUGUCCUAGACACGAAAAACUUUGAAAGGCUCGUCAGCAAGAAGAAUAACCCUCAAACCAUGGAUUACAUGCGGGAAUAUGUGAAAAGUAAACUAGACACCAGGAUGCAUAUGAGACAUGCAGAUCUUGUUCCCCUGAUGGGUUACCUGCAUCAAAAGUUGACAGAGCAAUCGUUGCCUCCAACCAAAAAGGUGGAACCGUUUAAGACGUCUAAAAGUAUACCGGACGUAGACGAGGAAAUGCAGCAUUUAUUACAAUAUUUCAAAGAGGGGAAAGAGGUGAUGCUAAUCAAGCCGUGUAUACCAGGUGUUGUAUAUUACCAUGAGCUGAUGCAGGAGAAGGCGAAGGCACGAGAACUUCAGAGAAAGGCGGGAGAAGCAAAGAAAGCAGGAGAUGCUAUAAAAAUAAGUUCCGUGUAUAAAAGGAAGCAGCAACGAAAACCUAGAAGCAUGCUACAGAUACGGGAGUCCCUCAAACAAAUGAUGGAAGCAGAAGUAAUAGAAAUGGAAACAAAAAAGUUUAGAAAGAAGAAACCAAAAUCUACGAAGGGAUCUCACCGCAAGAAGGAACCAAGAAUCAGUGAUCGAUCCUUAACAAAAGAUUCUCCAAAAACACUUGUUGGAUUGAUGAAUGAUAAACAAACUCAUGAUAACGACAAUAAACCUGGUUUGAUAUCGUUAAUGAAAGCUGUAGCACAGAAGAAAGAGGAUGAUGCUAGCAUUAGCACAACGCAACAAAACGGAGGUUCGAGCAUUGAAAAUAGUUUAGCUUCAAAUCCAAACUUGCCAAAGUCUACACCUCCGGUGUUUGUGACAGAAAUGGCAAAACAGUCAGACCUUAAACUGCCAGCAAUUCGUGAAGAAAAUACUCAAGAUGAAAUUAUAUUAAACAAAAAUGCAGUUUCUGAGACAAAUCAAAAUGGUACAGCUAUCGAGAAAUCAGUUGGACAUGAAACCACCAGGAACGAUAGCUUAAGGAAGGAUAUUCCUGAUGGAAAGCCACGUAAUACAGGCGAUAAACAAAGUGGUAUUGACACUAGUAUUAGUUUACCGCCAAUAAAACAAAAUCAGCACGAAGCACGCAGUGAUAUUACUGCUAGUCAUAAAGAGAUGGUACCAAAACUUCCAAAUCUGGGCGGAAGUCAGACAAGUUUAAAUCAAGGUUUAGAAAGUCAGAGGACCGAGGACGAUUCAGCAAGUACGGUUUCCUCGAGGUGGCAAACAGCAAUCACAUUUGUCAAUCAACGUGUACAGGAACGACUUACGAACGCCAUUAUGGAGGAAGAGACGUCUUAUAAGGACUUUGAAACUAGCGAGCCAUCAUUGCGCUUGCUGGAACAUAAAAUACAGGCUUUUCAUAUCAAAUAUGGAAAAGGAGACAAAACAAAGAACUUGCCACCUUUAAAGAGAUACAAGCUGGACCAACCGGAUGAGCAGACGGUACGUCCUAAGCCAGGAGGAAAGGUAUGGGUAAAGAAACAGCAGUGCAAGUUUUCAGAUACAGAAUUUGUUGUGAAAGAUCACAAACACGUGCGUUACCAGAUGGUAGAAUCUAUACCAGAGUUUGACAGGGUGCAGAAAUCACGUGUUGUUGUUCAGCAAAUAUUAAAAACUGCUGAUUAUAGGAAUAAACUGACGUAGUUGUGAUUGUAUGUUAUAUAUGUGAUGUUAUAUUGUUACAGUGCCAACUUGUAUGUGAUAUUUUUGUGAUAUUGACAUGUAUUUAAAACAAACUACAAUGAAACAGUGAGUCUAAUGUCCAGAAAAAGUAAUGGAUGCGACGUUUCUUCAAGUGAUUAUUUUGUCAUAAGGAUGUUUUACAAAAGAAACAGGCAGGGUUAUAAUAACCUUACUGGUUUACUGAAACUCAAAGGUGAAUUCAUGCAUCAGCGUUUCUGUGAUAUUGUUGUUUUAUUUUUACUUCUUUACUAUUGUAUGUAAGAUAAAUAAAAAGUAACAGCUUUUU